Messenger RNA from Candida albicans SC5314, 864 nucleotides. Its product is annotated as nucleotidase. The record is from RefSeq and is a predicted model, not a curated record. NCBI's taxonomy places the organism in Eukaryota, Fungi, Ascomycota, Pichiomycetes, Serinales, Debaryomycetaceae. Bases 1 to 864 code for a protein of 287 amino acids. Gene Ontology annotation, molecular function: nucleotidase activity. The transcript has a single exon. Gene Ontology annotation, biological process: nucleotide catabolic process; pyrimidine nucleobase metabolic process.
AUGACAGUAUCAAAUAGCCAGACUGUGAAUUACAUAAAUCCUGAAUUGACAGAGGCCGAGAAUGCUAAACCUGGCAGACACGUCAAUUUACCGUUUGGAUAUGGCCCCAUUCCACAGCAAUUUAAAAACAAAAAGAUCUUUUUCUUUGAUAUAGAUAACUGUUUGUAUCCACGAUCCACCAGAAUAUUCGAAAUGAUGCAAGUCAAAAUACACGAUUACUUUAAAAAAAGUUUGAGUUUGAACGACGAGGAUGCUCAUAAUUUACACAUGAACUACUACAAAACAUACGGAUUAGCGAUCGAAGGAUUAGUGAGAAACCAUCAGGUGGAUGCAUUGGACUAUAACUCCAAAGUUGACGAUGCAUUGGAUCUACACUCUGUAUUACGUUACGACUCCGAUUUGAGAAAGACAUUGAUAGCAAUCAAAGAAUCAUCCAAGUUUGAUUACUUUUGGCUCGUCACAAAUGCUUACAAGAACCAUGCAUUGAGAGUAAUUUCGUUCUUGGGUAUUGGUGAUUUGUUUGAUGGAUUAACCUACUGUGAUUACUCCAAGGAUCCAAUUAUAUGUAAGCCAAUGCCAGAAUAUUUUUACAACUGCUUUGAACUUACUCAACUUGAUUAUCAGAAUUCUGCAGUGUUAUCAGAACAAUAUUUCAUUGAUGACAGUGAACUAAAUGUAAAGGAAGCCAAAAGAUUGGGUGUUGGCCAUGUUAUCCAUUAUGUGGAGUUGUCAAGUGAUGUUGAAAAACUUAAAGCAAAACCAGAUUUCGAAGAGUUUUAUGGCACAGGGGACAACCUGGAUCCAAACAAAAUUUGGAUUCUAAACAAAAUCCAAAACUUACCAAAUCUAAUUGGUUGCACGUAG